AUGGCCGAGGCAUUCGCUAUUAUCGGGCUGGUAUCCAACAUCUUAUCGUUUAUCGACUUCGGCAUCAAACUCGCUUCUGAGACUCGAAAUGUGCGCGACUCCCUUCACGGUACAACUGCAGAAGUGCGAGAGCUGGAGAUCAUCGUGGAAGACGUCGAAAGAUAUCACGAGAAAGUACAGAAGUUGCAAUCUCUUGGUCAAGAGCUUUCUGCACACGAAAAGAGCAUCAUGGGAAUGGUAAAAUACUGCCGUAAUAUAGCCGAAGAUUUGCACAAGAUCAUCGAACGGCUACAUGUGCGCCAAGGUCGCUCGAAGACCCUCGAAAGUAGUCGCGUCCUUUUCCAAGGUUUCCGGAAACAACGCGACAUCGAUGCGCUCCGAGCAAGGCUUGAUGCGCUAGAUAAGCGUAUUCGGGUGAAUGUUGAACACAUUAUCCGGAGUGAUCAUCACUCUUCGCUAUCAGCCAAACUAGACGCCUUGAAGACGGCUCAAGAUGCCUUAGCAAUUAGCUACGACGCCAAGCUGGAUCAAAUUCGAGAUGAAAUACUCACGCUCGUAGCACAAACUCGCACGAGCGAAGGCGCCACGCAGGUCGCGCAAUUGACGGGCCUGAAGACGAAGUUUGAUGCACUUGGCGAAGAGCACACGGCAUGCACCAAGCAAACCGCUACUAUACGAAGUCUCUACUUCUCAGUCCUGCGCAGGCGGUGGAGUCAAAUCCCGAAAGCUGAUAAAGCGUCAAACACAUGGAUCUUUGACACAGCAUUGACUCCCUUCACAGUCUGGUUAGAGAGUACCGACGAACAUGAUGGACUUUUCUGCAUUACAGGCCGGGCAGGCAGCGGCAAAUCAACUCUGAUGAAGUUUGUGACUGAAAAUCCUCGCACUUUCGAAUACCUUGAAGGUUGGGCAGGCACGACCAAACUCUGCACGGCGAGCUACUACUUCUGGAAUCAAGGCUACGAAAUGCAAAAGAGCCAAGUAGGACUUUUACAAUCGUUGCUGUACCAGAUAUUCAAAUCAGUGCCCAGACUCAUCGAGAUAGUGUGCCCAAACCGUCUAGAGCACGAAGAGUGGGACGUGGAAGAACUGAAAGCUACUUUUGCGCGCAUCGCUACCCAGAAAGAUUUGGAAGUCAAGUUCUGCUUCUUCAUCGACGGUUUAGACGAGUACAACGGGGCUGAGGAAGACGUUGUCAGCGCUCUUGAAUUCCUGUCUAUAUCGAAAGACAUCAAGAUCUGUGCCUCGACACGGCCUCGCUCGGUGUUCGAAAGGUUUUUCAACAACACAUCUCGCACGUUCGACAUUAAGAGCUUUACCAAAGAAGACAUGGGACGCCAUGUUCAGCGUCUCCUCGGGGAGAAUGAGAACUUCCAACGCCUGGCGAAUGCCGAUACCACGUGCGUAUCAAUAAUGAAGGUGAUUGCAAACCUUGCGCAUGGCGUAUGGUUAUGGGUCUUCCUCAUCACUCGUGACCUUGUACACGCUGUCGAUCGAUAUGAAGGUGUGGACACGCUGUGGAAUAUCGUCAAUCUCUUCCCGGCAGAUCUAGAAGCGUACUUUGAGCGCAUGGUCAAGGCUGUUAAGCCUCAGUAUCUUGAAGAGAUGUCACAAAUCUUCUUGAUCACGGUCGAUGAGCUGCAACCGCUACCGUUAUACGCUUUCUCUCUGCUGGAAUACCAACGCAAGAACCCCGCCUAUGCCACCAGCCUCCCCAUACGGCCCAUUCGCGAAGAAGAUUUGAAAAGCGAGUAUCCCAAGUGGAAGUCGCUCAUUCGAAACAGAUGUAGCGAUCUUCUCGUUGUUAAUGAUGAAGAACAUCCCUGCUUCCCGGGUCCUACGGUCGACUUCCUCCACCGGACCGUUGCCGAAUUCUUGCAGGACAACUACUACCACCAACUACGGGCCAAUCUGAAAACCGAGUUUAGCUCCAAGUCUACGUUGUGCAAAAUAUGCCUUGUCAUGCUUAAAUCACUACCGGAUAUUAACUACGAUAUUCCAGAGUCAAUUAACGAAGUUAUGGGCUUAACGGACGAGCUGCUGUAUUACGCCUACGAAACCGAGAGAACCGACCCAAGCCCUACCUCUUCCCUAGUAGAGGUUCUCGAUGAGGUGGAUCGCGUCAAUACUCACCACGCACGUGGUACAAGAAACCACUGGAUGCAUGACCGUGAUGCAGUCGUUGAUCGCGGGUAUCAUGUGUAUCGUGAAGGAGACAACUACAACUUUCUUGCGCCGGCUGUACAAGCCCACCUCGUCAAAUGCAGUUUCGAUUCGGCACAAGCUCCGGAUGAGAGGGAAAAGUUCAUGCUUCAACAAUAUGGCAAAGCAAUCCAGUCGCUACAGCCGCUGUUGCGAUGUGGAGACAAAGCCUCGGUCACUGUCAUAUUGGUCACCUGUCAACUGUUCACCUUGCUUGAAUACCUCCGCGGGCAAUACCAAUUGGCGGAAUCACACUUACGGAACGGUCUAAAGGUCCUGAUGAACAUGACCACAAAGAAAGAUCGCUCGCACGAUGGCGUCCUUGUAAUCAAGCCGGCAUCAUAUGAAAAGAGCAUCGACCAAGGCAUCGUGCGCAGCUUCGCCACCCUACAUAUGCAAAAUAAUCUGUUCGGUUCCGGUCUGGAAGAUCUCGAUAUAUUUCUUCAGCCGAUAGAAAACAACAUACCAUACCCUACUUUUACAACUAUCGAGGAGGCGAAGGACGCUCUUGAUGUGCUAUUGCACGGCAUUGUUCUCAUAGCACAACAAUAUCGAAAGAUGGGGCCAGGCACUGAAGACGAGAUUGCUGCGGUUACAGCAGGACAAGAAGAUAUCAUGACCUCUCUUGCGAUGUGGUACGAUGCGUAUCUGAGUACACUUCCCUCGGUCGACAGACUAGCCCUAGCUGCCGGGAGGAAGCCAGAUGAACUGUGGGCGUUCGGCGGGAAGACACCGCCAGCAAAGCUUCCGACGGGCCGCGAGCCAUCAGUCCUCAAAUUGCUACUCAUGUAUCAUGCCAUGGCGGGCAUAAUGUGCGGCUGUCUGCAAGUACAGUCUGAGCAGCACUACGAAGCGUAUACGCAAACGUUUCUCACGAUACUUGUGCAUGCCAUACACAUCUUCGAGGAGUACACCUUGGCAAAAUCUAUACCCGAUAACGUCAACCUCCACGAUUCGAUUGGCGAAUGUGGAAGCAACGACAAGAGCAGACCUCACUAA
Molecule: messenger RNA, 3201 nt
Organism: Alternaria conjuncta
Lineage: Eukaryota; Fungi; Ascomycota; Dothideomycetes; Pleosporales; Pleosporaceae
Exons: 6
Coding region: 1-3201 (1066 amino acids)
Source: RefSeq, a predicted model, not a curated record